Pomacea canaliculata is the source of this 3113-nucleotide messenger RNA. RefSeq lists its product as uncharacterized. The transcript is spliced from 13 exons. The record is from RefSeq and is a predicted model, not a curated record. The coding region runs from base 33 to 3092 and encodes 1019 amino acids. NCBI's taxonomy places the organism in Eukaryota, Metazoa, Mollusca, Gastropoda, Architaenioglossa, Ampullariidae.
GGAGCGAGAAGAGAAUUAAACAGAGUAUCGAAAUGACGACAAGGCUGGAUUUUCUCCAACACAAUUUCUCAGAAUUUUCUCUGGCUUGGUCGUUCACACAAAAAUUCUUCAUAUUGCUGGUUUUUGUCCCCGCUGUUAUUUUUUCAGCUGAAGAUGUAGAGAGCAAGAUCAGGUGCACGGUGUCACCUGUGCUGCCUCUCAAUGAUGCUGAACUUACAUGCCACUUUCCCGAGGACCUCAGUAUAACAAAGAAAGUCUUCACGGUCUAUCAUUAUGCUCAACAUGGCAGUCCAGAUGCUGUUAUUGACUGCUGGUGGAUAAAAGGCAAACUCGACUGCUAUUCUCAACAUGGUGUGGAGUACAAUAAAACUGUUGGCAAGGACCUGACAAUAACAUUAAAACAAGUGACUUCAGCCCACACCGGCAAAUAUGCUUGUCAGGUGUCCGGCUACGAGUCCAACUCUUUGGAAAUUUGCGAGUUGCAUUUAAAACUCGGGACCGAGAACACCUGCAGAAUUACCUUUGACAAGUCUGAGAAUCAAGCGAGGCUCGACUGCUUUUUUAACGAAAACAUCGCAGAGACAAGAAAGAGUUUUGCUGUAUAUAGAACCUACGGUCAAGUCAAACAAGCAGUUCUGGCCGAAUGUUUGUGGGAGAACAACCAUCCAAAAUGUCAGGUUGCCAGUGGUUACCAGAUACAAGAUGGAGUGUCCUCCUAUCUUACUCUGUGGAUACAGGAAGUGACGAAAGAGAAGGAAGGCAAUUAUUAUUGCUUGCCUGCAGGCUCCUUAAUUACACAACAGACCACUUGCUUCUUGCCUGUGUCUGAAGAAUCGGAAGGAAACUCCCAAAAUGCAGAUGAAGUAGACGACAAUUUGGUGAUUGGCCUUUUACUGGGUCUCCUGCUUUUGGCUGUGACUGUGGCGGUUGGCAUCUUUUUACUGAGAUUUAAAAAAAGAACUGCUAAUCAUCCAACAGAGACAGACGGUGAAAGUCAAAAGAUAUUAAACGUGGAAGAAAACACAAAGAUGUUUGAGGAGCAUCUAAAGAGCACAGUUCAAAGGAUGUAUCCUAACAUGCUUAAGUCCUUCUACUUUGUUCCUCCCCUAUACUUCAACAAAUGUCGAUACAAACCCCGGUGUGUGGCUGACCAAGUCAUCUACGUACCUCACAGUGCUGACCUCAGUGACGUCAGUCAUGACCAGGCCAUGCAGCAGGUCCUGCAGUGUCUCCAUCACAUGGCUAAGCAGGAGAAGGAACAAAUGUUUGUCCUGACACAGUUCCAGUAUGAAGACUACUUGAACACCCCGGGUGUUGACUUUGAGCGGCAUUGCCUCCCUUUACCUUCUAGUUUUGUAGACGAUGACAAGAGUGUCGCCUGCUUCGACUUGCUCGUCGUUCAUCAAACUCGUGGAAUAUUAGUUGGAGUGGUCAAGGCAGUCAGUGACGAGGACCAAGAUGUACAGCAAACGACGGAUGUAGUGGACAAUAAACUGCGACUCGUAGAUGAUUUCAUAGAAUCACAAGUUGUUGAAGCUGUAAAGCAACUGAAGAAGGCUGUUCGUAUGAUAAAUCAUCUUAUGUCAGAUCACAAGCCGUUUCCAGGAAUUGGCCAGACUUUAAUGUUACCGAGACUGACAAGACAAGCAUUGCAGCGAGCUGUUGUGGGCAACACAGAAAUGGUUGAGAACUUGAGGGAUUGCCUAAAAGCAACAGCUGUCGAAGAUCCCACUGAUUUCUGUCUGUGUGCUGAAGACCUGUCGGAUACGACCGGAUAUAAUGUGAUUAAUAGUAUACAGCAAAGCUGGAAGUGGCUGGUUGAUCGUCAAGAGAAAGGCAAUAUGACAGCCACCUUGUAUCUCAGCAUGAUAGCCAGAUUUUUUGGACCUGCCACACAGUCCACUCUGAUGGUUCCAGAUGACUGUGAACACUUCGUGUUGCCAAAGACUCUGGCCGAAGUUGUGUCCUUAACAGGAGACUUGUACGAACGUCUGAUGUUAACUCAGGACAUGGUUGAGCUGCUUGAAGAACCGAUAUUAUUUCUUGGGGGACCACCAAACUCCGGCAAAACAAGAAUGAUGACUCUUGUAGGAAACAGAUGGCUGUCUGAGGGUCAUGAUGUAUUUAUUGUCAACGACUCUUCUUCUAAAAGCUAUCCCUUACUUUCACAUCAGUUGAAAACAUUGACAGCAAGGCACGAAACUGAUUUGAGUGAUAAUUCAACACGUGGCUGCAUUUAUGACCAUGAAUGUGAUUUCACAUCGGAUAUGUCUCUCAAAACAUCCAUCGACAAGAUGAUCACAAAAGCAGAGGGAAAGGAUCUCUGUGUCCUGGUUGAUGGGGGACAUCUUCACGGAGAAAAGGUAAAGAAAAUGUGGGAAAUCAUUUCAAGUCGAGCUUCAAGUCUAAGAAUGUGGGUGAGCUGCAGUCCUGAGGGUAUGUCCUCAGUGUCAGUCCCACACAAGCUCCUUGACAGCCACCUGCAUUGUCCACCCUCUAUUAUCAGAAGAAUGGCAGAAGAAUCCCAUGGACGUGCAAAGACACAAGAUACAAGUCACUGCCCAGCACCUACAGACGGUCCGGCAGUUCUCGAUAUCUUUCACGAGUAUUCAUUAUUAAAUCCCUGGGGACAUGACUGUGUUGAGUGUGGGCUGGAGGUGGGCAGCUUUCUGACCAAACACCUUCUCGUCUCUGAGUCCAAUUAUGCCACAACGAAAUUACAGAAAAAUAAUUCUGAAAAUGACACGGAUAUUACAGAUUCAGCAAUGUGGGAAACAAAAGGAUUGUAUCUGCACUUCAAUGACAUUCUCAUUAUAUUUGAAGAUUCUGGUAACAGUAAAGACUACGGUUUCUUAACAGGACUGAGAAACUCAGGUGUCAGAGUGCAGACUGUGACAGAUGAAAGUGAUAUUGAUGUUGAACACAAUGACUGUGCGUGGGCGAUGGACAUCGAUCACUUGCUGAAGUACAGAAUAAACAGAACAAUUCUUGUUUAUGUGGAAAGUUCUGAAUGUCAAAAUGUAGAAAACAAGGUAUUAGCUUUCAGUCACUGUACAUCUCAGCUGAUUGUGGUGAAUCGAAAACCGAAAUAAAUGAAUCGUCCUUCUUUGCUA